AUGAAGUUUUUCGCUGUCCUUUCGUUGUUAUUCUUCGUCUUCGUCGCCGUCUUCGGGUCGAACGACUACAGCAGCGCUGAAAAGGCCUUCAUUCUGGGCCACGACGAACCAGACUACAUUCACGAGUUCGACACGAGCAUCAAACCGAAAAACUGAUAUGUAUUUGAUGGGAUAAAUUUUAAAUUAUUGUUAAUAAAUAAUUUUUUUCGCGUCGAGAGUAAAAUAAAAACCUUAAAAAAGUAUUUUUUUUAUUUGUUGAAAUCGCUGAAUGUCUUUUUGGCGCAUUUGUGUGUUCACUCGAAGACUUCUUACCGCGUUCGAAACUAUCGAGCUUCUUCAAUUUGAUUAGCCGCGUUUCCUCGUCUUAACUAAGUUCGGCUAGAACACGACGUUACCGAGUUUUUUUAGAGGCGCACCUUCAUCCGUGUGAACUUAUUUGAGACAAAAAGCGGUUCUCAGUGAGAUAUACUUUGCAAGACUUUCGUAGAACGGACGUGAUCCUCGUUUGAAUAAGACUUGUAAUUGCCACUAAGAAUAACUGACGAGAUAAAUGCGAGCUCGGUGGCGGUACAUUGACGAACUCGCAAAAAUGUCGCUUUUUUCUAGGCGCGAUCCCGCAUUUCUCUCGGCGCGACCUCGCAUUUUUCUCGGCGCUAUCUCGCAUUUAUCUCGCACUUCGAAAAUUUUCAAAUUGCGAGAGAAAUGCGAGCUCGCGCCUAGAAAAGUGCGAGCUGGCGCCCAGAAAAAUGCGAGACCGGCGCGAGAAAAAAUGCGAGAUGUUUGCGAGCUCGUCAAUGUACCGCCAGUGUCUCGCGUUUAUCUCGGCAGUUAUUCUUAGUGUGAUUAAAAAUAGACUUUUCUCUGACGACGCCCUCAAAGGCGCCCCAAGGAGAAAUCGUUUCUUGCAUGACGUCAGUGGUUUGAAAAAUCUUAUGAGAUGAUUUCAUUUCAUUUCUAAGUACUUUUUGUGGCGAUUGAGGUCAUUUCUGACACGUUCGAGCAUCAGCGACGUGGUCAUUUCAACGAUGAAUGCUUAUUAACUUCCGUCGCCGUGAAAUUGGUUUGUUUUUUUUCCCAUCUUUCCUCUUUUCCCCAAAUUUUCUUAUUCCGUAUUGAUGCUUCAGAAAAAUGUCUUCGGAUAG
This is a messenger RNA of Caenorhabditis auriculariae, 1142 nucleotides long. Lineage: Eukaryota; Metazoa; Nematoda; Chromadorea; Rhabditida; Rhabditidae. The record is from the annotation of a GenBank genome assembly.